GUUUUUCCUCGCCCGCUUGCUCUCUGGUGUCUAAACACGAGCAGCGGCUCCGCGCACAACAACAAACGCGCUUUCUGCAGCAGGAAGAGGAGCAGCGGAGAAAGAAAGACACUUUAAAACAUGUCGUUUCGGUAAAAGUCACUCGCUCGUGGAUAAGACGGGUUUUUUUAAACGAGGAAGACGACGCGUGGACCGCCCGCUCCCCCGGAGCACGGUUUUUCUGCUGCUUCUCCUCGGCCGAACAAACGACGUGCAUUGUUCUUUUUUUUUUUUUUGCUUUCUGUGCCCUCUGGGAGAAGAGGGGGAGAGAGAGGGAGAGGGAGAGAGAGAGAGAGAGAGAGAGGGAGCUCCUGGGAUGCUCGACCGACCGGUCCGCCAUGCUUUUCUAAGGCCUCCAGAAGCUAAAGACAGGGAGUCAUUAAUAGAGCGAGUGACCCCCCCGAGCUGCCACCAUGGCCCUCGUUCAGGCUCUGCCCGUUUCUGCUGAGCCCCACAACCCGGGCCUCGGCGGAGGACCUCGCAGGAGACACCCCUCCAGCUCCUCGCCCCCUACCACCGCUCCACCCUGCGCUCUGGAUCCCAUGGGUUCCGUCAGCAGCCUCAUCGGCCCCCGCCCCGGCCUCUACCACGACCACCGAGCUGCAGUCGAGCCGGGAGCGAGGGUCCGCCGGCCCACGCCGGGCACCUCCCGAGGCCUGGGCUCCGGGUCGCCUCUAGACCCUCUGUCGCUGCAGAGCGCCGCGCCGUCCAGCAAAGGGCCGGAGAAGGAGAGCGGGAACUACACCUAUCUGAACGAGGUCUACAUCGGCGACUGGAACGACAACCACGUGACGCGCGGCAGCCCGGGAAGCGACGCCGACGACGCCAAAGGAUCGGGGUCGAAUGGGAACAUGGGAGGACCUCCUCCAAAGCUGAUCCCUGUGUCUGGAAAACUAGAGAAGAACAUGGAGAAAACCGUGCUGCGGCCCACCGCCUUCAAACCCGUCAUCCCCAGGAGCCGCACCGCCAUGCAGUACCUCUCCCCUCGCCACUGUGCCAACGAAAGCCAAAGCAACCUGAACCUGCUGAGCACCGCCCACGUAGAGGGGUCGCCCUCCUGCUCCGAGAAAAGCAGCUCGUACAGCAGGGCCCGCGGCGGCGUCUGCGGGAGCGUGAGCAGCCAUUCCUGCCAACUGACCGACUCCGGACGCAACUCCCUCACCAGCCUCCCGCCUUACGGCGCCGGUGGCUACAGCCUGGCAUCGGGAGAGGCCUCCGCCGGCCACCUGGAGCCCGUGAAAAGCGGCCCGCCCGUCGGCGGACACGGACACACCAACUCGGACAGCGGGCGCUCGUCCUCCAGUAAGAGCACCGGCUCCGGCUCCAUGAGCGGCCGAGGUCAGCCUCUGUCCGACAGCGGGUCGGGCGGGCGCUCCCCGGGCCCGGCGGAGGGGUACGAGGGAGUGGUGAGGGACCUGGAGGACAAGCUGAGGGAGAGGGAGCUGGAGCUGCAGCAGCUCAGAGAAAACCUGGACGAGAACGAGGUGGCAAUCUGUCAGGUUUACGAGGAGAAGCAGAAGCGCUUGGAGCUGGAGCUGGAGGAGCUGAGGCAGGGCUGUGCCACCCGGAUGCAGGUGGCCUCGCAGAAGGCCCAGCGGGCGCAGCAGGUGCUCCAGUUGCAGGUUUAUCAGCUCCAGACGGAGAAGAAGAAGCUGCAGGAGGACUUUUCUCAGCUUCUGCAGGAGCGCGAGCAGCUGGAGGAGCGCUGCGCCUCCUUCGAGCACGAGAAGGUCCAGCUGGGGCCUCGACUGGAGGAGAGCGAGUGGGAGGUCUGUCAGAAGUCGGGGGAGAUCUCGUUGUUGAAGCAGCAGCUGAAGGAGGUACAGGGGGAGUUGGCGCAGCGCGUGGGCGAGGUCGUCUCGCUGCGGGGUCAACUCAGAGAGGCUCGCGGCGAGCUCGCCGACACCCAGGUCCUGCUGCAGGAGGCCCGCGGCGCGGCGCGCACCCGCAGCCUGGAGCUGGAGGUGUGCGAGAACGAGCUGCAGCGCCGCAAGAGCGAAGCGGAGCUGCUGCGAGAGAAGGUGGGCCGCCUCGAGGUGGAGAUGUCUCGCCUCCGAGACGCUCUGGCCAACCAGGGCCCGGGGAACCGGCAGUGCCACGUGUUUCAGGGCGCCGAGGAGCGCCUGCUCGCCUUCGAGGGCGACGAGGCCCCGCGGCAGAGCGCCGCCGACGCCCUGCAGAACGCGGACCGGGCGAGGGCCGAGCUGGCCUUCGAGCGCCAGCGGGCCGAGCGGCAGACGGGAGUCUUCGAGGAGGAGCGCAGGAUGUGGCAAGAGGAGAAGGACAAGGUCAUCCGCUACCAGAAGGAGCUGCAGCAGAACUAUGUGCAGAUGUACCGGCGGAACCGGGAGCUGGAGCAGCUCCUGCAGGAGCUCAGUCGGGAACUGGAGAGCCGGGAGGAGGACGAGGGCAGCGGCAACGAGAUCAACUUCGACGAGAUCGCCGCCACGGAGAUUUGACCCCCGCGUGUCUCUCCAGUCUUUUGAUUUGCACUACUGUCGACCAUGUUUGUUUUUCCCCCUCCGCCUAACGCCACAGAUCCCAUCUCUAUUGUGCCGUUGAGAUAAUAAAUGAACAAAAAUCCUACUUGAAGGCCAGUGACCUCUAUUACACCUCGGUCCUCUUCGGCUCCGACGUCUGUCUGUUUGUGGGAGAAUUUGUCAUCGAUGAGUAACUUCCCCUCAACCUUUUCGCUCUCCUCCUCCCUGAGUCAUGACUCCGCCUCCCCUGCUGGUUUUAAUCCCACACCUUCAGUAAACGUGGGUCAGCGCGAUGAGAGCGAGUGAAUCAGAGCGACGGUGACGCCGGACGCCCUCUCAUCAUGACCGACGAGCAAACGGGAGAAGGUUCCAGAAUACGUCGACUUCCUCAAUUUUGCAGGGACCAAAAAAAAACCCACACAAAAACAACGCACGCUCUAAUUUUCAAGUCUCAUUCAGCACAAAUGUCUUGUUUUUAUACACCUUUUACCCUAAAUGCUGGAAAAAAACAAACAUCUGGAGAGUAAUGUAACUAAACACAGUAAUAUCUGGAUUAAAUACAGCCUUAAAAAAGGGAUAGUUUGGAUUCUUUUGGAGGUAUUUUUAUUCUAACCGUUUUUUUUAGUUUUUUUUUAAACACACGUCUCACAAAAUCAGCGGUUGAACAGCUGCAAGCUAAAAGCAAUGUUGUCAACGAAGUCUAUUACUGUACUGCAAUAUCGACGGACUGUACAUGCACGAUGUUGUAAAAGUCGGUGCAGUUAUUAAUAUCGGUAAAGACGGCAUUUCCCAAUUCCCAGGAAUACAAAGAGACCCCAUUCCCAGGGUCCCACUGGCUUACUGGGACCCGUACUGGGUUUCCAUUUAAUGGAGUUUGUUUCACCUGCACUUUUUCUGACGAGUCUAAAAUCACCAGUGCACUGUUUACUGUACAUGCACCAUAUAUAAAUACCUGCAAUACUUUCUGCUAACAAUUCCACAGUACUAGACAACAGUAGUACCAUCUUCACGAUGUACAAGUAUCUGAAACCUCGACGUCCUGCUGCUCACUAUAGAGCAAACUACUGAGUUAUAAUAUUAUCCACGGAUGCCGCGUGCUUUUCCUACAGCGACGUGCUUGAAAUGUCUUCUGUGGAAAAAAUAAAUAAAUAAAUAAAAAGGCUGAAUCUCAUUAAUGCAAAAACAUUGUGUGAUUUCCGCCUCCUGAAGAACUCUCAACGCCAAACUGCUGCCUUCAUUUUCUUUUUGGGGGUCUUUUUGUCGCUCUUCGUGAACUUUUUUUUUUAAGUCUUUAAAUGUGGAAACAUAAGACGCUCCGAAGAAGAUGUGUUACUCGGAGCGGUUUCCAUUCCCUAAAACCACUAAGGCAUUGUUUUUACCCCAACUUAAUAAAUAGGCAACUAAACAGUUACGAGCCAAACGUGUUCAUACAAAUAUGGGAAUUGAUAACGUUUUUUACAUUCGUGCAGCACGUUUCUGCGUAAUUUUAGACUUUAAAUGUCAUAUUUCCUGAUUUAAUGAACUAGACCUUUGAUGAUCAGCGUUGUGAGUCCUCAGGUGAGAAUCAUAACGUAUAUUAUAAUCUAUAGAAAGGUAUGAAACCCUGUAACACUUAAAUCGACUCAUGGUUUAGAUCGCCCAUUCCUACUGUUUUUAAAUUAGUACUAUCAGUCAUAGUAAUACUUACAGAAAGCCCAAAGUAGAACGCCUCAUGAUCAGUGUCAGAAAUGUUUUAUCUGUCCAUAAGAGGUUGAUUACUGUGUGAUUUGUUCACCUCUGAUGGGGAAACCUGCACUAAAUGAGGGUUGUUUUGGCUGGUUUCACAUUUAUUUACUUCCCUUUACGACAGAAACAAGAGAAAAUAAAUAUUUGUGUUCCUCCGUCGCUGCCGAUUCGUCCUCAUAAAUCGUGAUGUUUUCUUCCAAGAGGUGUUUGUCCAUCUCAAAACAACAAAAAUAAAUAGCCACUGUGAAUAGACCAAAGCAAUGUCGCACAUUUAUAUUUUGCUCCUACAGAAACGACGCCUGUAUAUUAUUAAUGUUUGUUCGUGUGGAUGUUUGUUCCGGUUCUUCAGUAUAAUUUUAUAAUCCACAAUAUUUGUAUGAAGACAUUAAAUGUAUAUUUUCAUGCUGUACAUCUGUUGAACAAACCUGUUUUUAAUU
Messenger RNA from Cyclopterus lumpus (lumpfish), 4681 nucleotides. Its product is annotated as leucine zipper putative tumor suppressor 2 homolog. Bases 453 to 2498 code for a protein of 681 amino acids. Gene Ontology annotation, biological process: cell division; negative regulation of canonical Wnt signaling pathway. Lineage: Eukaryota; Metazoa; Chordata; Actinopteri; Perciformes; Cyclopteridae. The record is from RefSeq and is a predicted model, not a curated record. The transcript is spliced from 7 exons.